Molecule: messenger RNA, 1501 nt
Organism: Gamsiella multidivaricata
Lineage: Eukaryota; Fungi; Mortierellomycota; Mortierellomycetes; Mortierellales; Mortierellaceae
Product: armadillo-type protein
Exons: 5
Coding region: 163-1464 (433 amino acids)
Biological process (GO): NLS-bearing protein import into nucleus
Cellular component (GO): nucleus; nucleoplasm
Molecular function (GO): nuclear import signal receptor activity; protein binding
Source: RefSeq, a predicted model, not a curated record
CGACGGAGUUCCGGGUGCUAGCUCCCAGGAAUAGAAAUCUAGGAGAGAGAUACUGAUUGCAGGGACAACAAGCCCACGCAGGAACCAAUGGCCAUCACCUCUAAACGCAAUGAAACUUGUGAAUAGUACCAUAAGCGACUUCCAGUAUUGUUCCACAAAGCCAUGUCCAGCAACCCGGAGAAUCAACUUGACGCAGCCAUGAGCUUUCGCAAAAUGCUUUCCACGAGACAGCCCUACCCUAUUGAAGAAGUUAUCCGCUGCGGAGUCGUCCCCAGGCUCGUUGAAUUCCUUCAAUCCCCUCGCCUCGAUAUUCAGGUACUUAGCGAAGCUUCCUGGGCUUUGGCCAACAUCUCCGUGGGAACCACAGCUCAGACCCAGCAUAUAAUCGAUGCUGGAGCCGUGCCUUUGCUUAUCGAAAUGCUGAGUAGUAGCAGCGCUUAUAUAAACAAACAGGCUAUAUACGUUCUUGGAAACAUCGCAGGAGACAGCCCUUAUUGUCGCGACGUUGUCCUUGAUGAAAAUGCAAUGGCACCCCUGCUUAAUCUUAUUCGGCAGAAAAACGGGCUACCCAUCUUCAGGAAUGCAGUAUGGACCCUUUGCAAUCUUUGCCGUGGAAGCAAACCCUUGCCAAAAUGGAGUCAGGUAGAACCUGCGCUGAGCGUCAUCGGAGAAUUGAUUCGCUCUGAUGACGAAGACAUCCUAAGUGACGCAUCCUGGGCACUAUCUUAUCUGUCCAUGGGCGGCAAUCAUAAGAUCCAGGCUGUUAUCGAACUGGGCAUUUGCUCUCGCCUUGUAGAGUUAGUGCUGCGCCAAAUAUCAUCAUCUAUUCAGGUUCCUGUCCUCCGCACGAUUGGAAACAUUGCCGGGGGCGACCAGUUCCAGACCCAGGUCAUUAUUGAUUGUGGGACCUUGCAGGCACUACACUCUCUUUUGUCAAGCCCUAAUAUCGAUAUUCGCAGAGAUGCGUGCAUGGCUAUCUCGAACAUCGCUGCAGGGACUGCGUCUCAAGUCCAAAGCGUGCUUGAUGCCGAUAUCAUCCCACCAUUGAUCGAUAUACUCAAUAAUUCAGACUUCAGAACCAGAAAGGAGGCAUGUUGGGCCAUCGCAAGCGUAACAUUUGCUCGUAAUCACGGCCAGAUCAGCUACCUAGUUACUCUGGGAUGUAUCAAGUCUUUCAUUGACAUAUUGAGCUGUGAGGAUAACAAGAUCUCUAAGGUCGUCCUGGAUGCAUUGAAGAACAUCUUACUGUGUGGAGAGUUGCAUAAGGAAGAGACAGAUGGCGUGAACCAGUUCAAAAUGAAUAUCGCGGAAUGUGGCGGCGUGGAGCAGAUCUACAGCUUGCGGUCGCAUGACAAUGCUGAUAUCUGCAAAAGAGCGUGCGAAAUCACCAUCAUGUACUUUGCCAAGCAGGACGAAAACGCAGGCCUGACUCCUCAAGGCGGCUCCAAUCGCACAGCAAAUUAAUUCAAUACACGGCAAAGAAAAUCUAUAAAUGCUGUUG